AUGAUUAUACAUCUCGUUUCAGAAUGUGAGGCGGGAAAGUUCGGCGAGGACUGCACCGAGACGUGCCACUGCCUGGAUGACGUAGCGUGCGACAGGGUCACAGGUCACUGCCCCAACGACACAUGCGCAGGAGGAUGGGUGGGAGAGAUCUGCCAGGACAGACCCUGCUCAGAGGCCCCCUGUCAGAAUGACGGCACCUGUCUGGACACACCUGAGGAAGGCCCGGACUACUACACCUGCACCUGUACCGAGGGGUGGGAGGGAACCGACUGUGACGAAG
This is a messenger RNA of Branchiostoma floridae (Florida lancelet), 280 nucleotides long. RefSeq names its product fibropellin-1-like. The record is from RefSeq and is a predicted model, not a curated record. Gene Ontology annotation, cellular component: plasma membrane; protein-containing complex. Gene Ontology annotation, molecular function: calcium ion binding. Gene Ontology annotation, biological process: heterophilic cell-cell adhesion; establishment or maintenance of epithelial cell apical/basal polarity. NCBI's taxonomy places the organism in Eukaryota, Metazoa, Chordata, Leptocardii, Amphioxiformes, Branchiostomatidae.